Messenger RNA from Pseudoliparis swirei, 5875 nucleotides. RefSeq names its product exostosin-like glycosyltransferase 3 (gene extl3). NCBI's taxonomy places the organism in Eukaryota, Metazoa, Chordata, Actinopteri, Perciformes, Liparidae. Gene Ontology annotation, cellular component: membrane. Gene Ontology annotation, molecular function: glycosyltransferase activity. The record is from RefSeq and is a predicted model, not a curated record.
UUCAAGCACCACUUCUAGGAUCGGCUUCCCGAUGUUUGUCUGAUCGAAGUUUCCUGGAGUGAAACGCAAAUGGUUUCUGUUUUGAGAGGAAAGAGACUGUUUUGGAAGGCGCAUCUCCGGAGGAAUUACUAACGAGGGGCCAGAAGAAUAUGAGCUCAACCCGGAGAGAAGCAACUGGCCCGACCAGCUACCUCACCGAGCUGUGAGCGGCCAUGCUCUCCCUUCAUCAGCCAUCGAGGGGAACCCUUCUCCAGAUGCGGGACUGCUUUCUGACAUAGAUUUGGAAGAAGUGGAAACUCGUAAUAGAAAUGGCAUUUGUUUGUGUGGGCAAUGACGCAUCAGAGUACAUCUUAGAAUACAGGUGAGGCUGAUACCCACGGGACUCGUAGCAGGAGGGAAACCGCCUCAGAUGACCUUUUCACAAGGACACAGCCACAGCCCAGCUUUGGUGAUUUAGUGUCCAUCCCACUACCUUGCUGACAAGGUCGUAUCAUGGCUGCUGCUGAUCCCCAUAGCAACAGUUGCUUGGCUGGGCGAGGAGCAGACUGAGCGUCAACAUGCAGCGUAACGGUGGCGGGGGGGGCGCCGGGGGCCAGCCAUGGGUGCUACGCCGUGUGCGUCUAACCUGGCUCAGUUUCAUGCUCUUCUUCAUCCUGGUUUUCUUCCCACUCAUUGCCCACUACUACCUCACGACCAUUGACGAGGCCGGGGGUCCCGACAAGCGCAUCUUCGGGCCGCGGCCCGGCGUGUGCGAGGCCAAACAUGUGCAGGACUUGUGCCGAAUCCGCGAGUCGGUCAGCGAGGAGCUGCUGCAGCUGGAGGCCAAGAGGCAGGAGCUCAACGGGGAGAUCGCCCGACUCAACCUGCGCAUCGAGGCCUGCAAGCGAAGCAUCGACAGCGCCAAGCAGGACCUGCUGCAGCUGAAGAACGUGAUCAGCCAGACGGAGCAUUCCUAUAAAGAGCUAAUGGCCCAGAACCAGCCACGGUUGUCCCUACCAGUCCGGCUGCUGCCAGACAAGGAGGACCUGGGACUGCCGCCACCCAAGUCUGCCCGCUCCUGCCGCCUCCGCUCCUGCUUUGACUAUGCGCGCUGCCCUCUUACUUCUGGGUUUCCUGUGUAUGUCUACGACACAGGCUCCUAUCAAUGGGCAGAUUAUCUUGACCCACUGGUGAAGCAGGCUUUUGCAGCAUCAGUUAAGAGCAACAUUUAUAUAACCGAUAACCCCAGCAUUGCUUGUCUGUAUGUAGUGCUGGUAGGGGAGCUACAGGAGUCCUCCUCCCCACCGCCAUCUCCUUUAGAGCUGGAAAAGCAACUCAAAGCUCUCCCUUACUGGAGGUCUGAUGGGCACAAUCAUGUACUGGUGCAUUUCUCCAGAAAGUCCAUGACUCAGAACUUCCUCUAUAAUGUGAGCACAGGUCGGGCAGCAGUUGCUCAGUCCACCUUCCUGGAGCAGCAGUACCGCGAGGGCUUUGACUUGGUCCUUUCCCCACUGGUUCAUGCACUCGCCGAACCUAAUUUUUUGGAAGUGCCCCCUCAAGUUCCCGUAAAGAGGAAAUACCUCUUCACCUUCCAGGGGGAGAGGGUGGAGUCACUGAGGAGCAGCUUACAGGAGGCGCCCCCUCAGUCUUUCGAGGAGGAAAUGGAAGGAGACCCACCAGCCGACUACGACGAUCGCAUCAUCGGCACCUUGAAGGCAGUGCAGGACAGCCACUUGGACCAGGUGCUGGUGGAGUUCACGUGCAAGAACCCACAGCCGAGUUUGCCCACGGAGUGGGCUCUCUGUGGAGAGAGGGAGGACCGGCUGGAGGUCCUCAAGGCUUCAACUUUUGGCUUGGUGAUUUCCCCAGGGGACGGACACCUGGUGGCCUCAGCAGGCUGUGGGAUGAGGCUCUUUGAGGCCCUUGAAGUAGGGACCAUUCCAGUCGUGCUAGGGGACCACGCCAGACUACCAUAUCACCAGUUUAUUCGCUGGAGUGAAGCAGCCAUUAUCGUCCCAAAGCCUCGUGUCACAGAGCUACACUUCCUGCUACGCAGCCUAUCGGACAACGACAUGUUGGCGAUGAGGCGUCAGGGCCGCUUCCUGUGGGAGACCUACUUCUCCACCACGGAGAAUGUUCUUAACACCCUCCUGGCCAGCAUCAGAACCAGCGUCCAGGUUCCUGCCGCACCCAUCAAAGAAGAGCCCGCCCACGAGAUUCCCCACAAAGCGGGGAAGAUGGCAGGAACGGAUGCCAACCUGGCUGACAACGGUGAUCUGGAUUUGGGUCCUGUUGAGACAGAGCCCCCCUACGCCUCUCCACGCUUCCUCCGCAACUUCACAUACACAGUUUCAGACACUUAUAGAGCGUGGAACCGGGCCCCGGGGCCUUUCCAUCUGUUCCCUCACACUCCUCUGGACCCUGUGCUGCCGUCUGAAGCCAAAUUCCUUGGCUCGGGUACUGGCUUUAGGCCUAUUGGUGGAGGUACGGGAGGCUCGGGGAAGGAGUUCCAGGCAGCUCUCGGAGGAAAUGUGCCCCGAGAACAAUUCACCGUGGUGAUGCUGACUUAUGAGAGGGAGGAGGUGCUGAUGAACUCUCUGGAGAGACUGAAUGGACUGCCGUACCUCAACAAGGUAGUGGUGGUGUGGAACUCGCCAAAGCCUCCUUCGGAUGACCUGCUGUGGCCGGACAUCGGCCUGCCGAUUGUGGUUGUUCGCACAGAGAAGAACAGCCUCAACAACCGCUUUCUUCCCUGGGACACCGUGGAAACCGAGGCCAUCCUGUCGAUUGACGAUGACGCUCAUCUCCGCCACGACGAGAUCAUGUUCGGGUUCAGAGUGUGGCGUGAGGCCAGAGAUCGCAUCGUGGGUUUCCCCGGGCGGUAUCAUGCGUGGGACGUGAACCACCAGUCCUGGCUGUACAACUCCAACUACUCCUGUGAGCUCUCCAUGGUCCUGACGGGAGCGGCUUUCUUCCAUAAGUACUACGCCUACUUGUACUCCUACGUGAUGCCCCAAGCCAUCAGGGACAUGGUGGACGACUACAUAAACUGCGAGGACAUUGCCAUGAACUUCCUGGUCUCGCACAUCACCCGCAAACCACCCAUCAAGGUGACAUCACGUUGGACCUUCCGCUGUCCCGGCUGCCCUCAGGCGCUCUCGCACGACGACUCGCAUUUCCACGAACGGCACAAGUGCAUCAACUUCUUCGUCAAGGUGUACGGCUACAUGCCGCUGCUGUACACGCAGUUCCGCGUGGACUCGGUGCUGUUUAAGACUCGUUUGCCCCACGACAAGACCAAGUGCUUCAAGUUCAUCUAGCACCGGGCUGAGCGGCCCAGCAAAGAGCCCGAAGCAGAGAGGACGGAAGGACCGGAAGUAUUUAUGAGACCAGCGGCUCCCAGUGACGAGGACAGACGGAUAAAUGCACAGAAGGAAGGUUUAGGCUCAGGAUUCUGCCCCGAGGAAGAAACGAGUGAACCCAAAAAGCUGUUUGCUUGGUAUUCUAAUCCACAACGCGACUGAACAUCUGAGGAGUGGAAGCUGAAAGGAACCACUGCCAACAAAAUAAGCCUUUUCAGUGGCCGCCACUCCUCCUCACUCAUGUUCUUCAAUCAUCAACCACUACAGAUGUCCUUUGCACCUCUCCACGGCCCGCUGAGGAGAGAGGAGGGUUGUACGCAGUGUACAUACAUUCUCCCACGAUGAACUCUACCCGACUGGAUUCAUCAGCUUCUGAAUCACCGGCGGACGGAUGUCCAGCAGCGUGUUGGUACUGGUCAGUAGAGCGAAGGGGGCGGCAGCACACGGUCCCCAUUUACAGUGACAAGCUGUACUUCUUGUACAUGGACAUGAUGGAAGCACUGACGGUCAGAAGUAUUUUAUUGAACAAUCAUUCUUUCUUCUUUCUUUCUUUUUUUAAAAUAAUGUCUAAAUGUAUCAAAUCUGUCGACGGAACACCUUCCAGAGCCUCUGCCUGUGGGAGAGACAGGACCUUAACUGAAGAGUUGGCCCGAUCAUGUUUAGUAGUGUUAUGUUUUCAAGAAGGAAUUCUCUUCAGCGGUCACCAUAAUGCCUCAAAUGUGUCAUGAAAACCAGCCACAAGUCAUUUUGUUCUGCUUACAGGAGCCGCACUCUUUGGAGAGUGAUGGGAACGGCCUGUUUUUUAUGCUGUAGGGCAUUUACUAAUGUUUGUAAAAUUGGUCUGAGGUCGAAGUAGUCAUGUUUAAAUGUAAUAAUAUUAACCAAUCAACGGUUACUACGUCCCUUGCUGAAGUGCAACACAGUCAAGAAUCACAGCUGCCAACAUUUGUUGUAAUUUUUAAAUGUACUAUUAAGAUUAUGGUUGAAAAAAGAAGAAGAAAAAGCUCAAAGGGAAUAGCUUGACAUAAUAGGAAAUAAACUUAUUUGCUUUCAGGCAGGGAGUGGGAUGAGAUCGUUGUCUUCGCCGCUCAGAACUGUCGAGUAAGCUUAGUUUGCUUCGACUAACCGCGAGCCCGGCUCGGUCCAAAGGUACCAAAAUCCGAAUCCCUGAAGCUCAUUAAUUAACAUCUUAUGUUGAAAGUGUUUCCAGAUAUUUAUCAUCUAACUCCAACAGCGACCAAAUAAGCUUGAACUAUUGUCUUAAUAUAUUGCCAGUUCUGGCUUUGAGGCGGAAGGAUUGGACGCGUCCCGCUGCGGCGACGUCGCCCUUCCCCAGCUCGGACAGAAUCGUCACUUUACGGUGUCGCCUUGUUGGUUUCACGUCGUUUUUUUUAUUUUUUAUACCAUCGCUUGAUGAAUGUUUUCUUUGCCAAAUAGGUACGCCGUGGCUGCAGAGCCGCAGGGAGCAGUCUGGUACCGUGUCCACUCUGCGUGGUACUUUGUAGGAGUUGAUCCUUUUGUGUUUGAGUCCUUAUUUUGACCAGACUUAAUUCCUGUAAUCUGAAGAAAAAAAAAAGAUCAACCUAAAUAGAUCCCCUUUAAAAAAAAAAGAUAUAUUUGGAUAUGUUAAGUAUUUUAAUUUUUUUUCUUUCAAAAAGGUUUGAACUGUGAGGAUGCUUUUAUGACACACAAACUCGCAUAAGUCCACGGUUCCUGUAUAUUUAUUGAAUAUAUUAUUAAAAAAAAGAUUUUUUUUAAAACGCUGACACAUUCAAUAAAAUGACAAGACGUUGUAGUUUAUGAUUCCUUUAUAGCGAAGAGGUCCCAACCUGAUGGAGCCGCGAGUUCACGGCUCUGCCGAGGAAAACCUGCGUGUGCCACUGAACGCUGGAGGAGGAGCUUAACUGACCUGAGAGGCAUCGAAAUGACCCGAUUGGUCGGUCGACCAGAAACCAAACGUCAUCCACUGAGCAGUAACGUGUCUUUAAGGCCAGUCGUCUGCCUGCACCAGGUGGCUGCUGCUCUUUGACCGCCAGUGAAAAAUACAAAUAUUUGAUAAGCAUAUUUAGCUUGAGGAUAAAUGAAGAGCCACAUUUCUAAUUACACUGAUGUAAAUCGGCCAUACAACUCAAACAAAUCCAAAUUCACACCAGCAGCCGCUUUCCAAACCUCGUCACACCUGAAAAGCUUUUUAUCGAAGCUCUCGGGCCUCGUAAUUACCCGGCUGACUAAACCUGUCCUGGGGCAUAAAUGGUCAGCCGGGACGUUGCAAGUCAACGCCUCCAGUCCUUCUCCUCCCCUCCCCCCUCCAUCUAGGAUCUGUGGCACAGCUGGUUUUCCAUGGCCCAGAGCAGGGUAGAAUUCCCUGGAAGGCCGUGCCCCCCCCCCCCCACACACACACUCAGUGUUAGGAGCUGUGAGGCUCUGAGCUCUGGGUCCAGCCACCUGCACCACUCUGAUGGUGACGGCCGCCUCACGCUCACCAUUGAAGGCCAGAUUGAUGGAAAUAAAAACUCAACAUUGUGAACACAUUG